Messenger RNA from Phalaenopsis equestris, 2115 nucleotides. RefSeq names its product putative pentatricopeptide repeat-containing protein At5g52630. Gene Ontology annotation, molecular function: zinc ion binding; RNA binding; protein binding. NCBI's taxonomy places the organism in Eukaryota, Viridiplantae, Streptophyta, Magnoliopsida, Asparagales, Orchidaceae. The transcript has 2 exons. Gene Ontology annotation, biological process: RNA modification. Bases 14 to 1804 code for a protein of 596 amino acids. The record is from RefSeq and is a predicted model, not a curated record.
UUGCCUCCUUUGGAUGGCAUUCCCUCUCCAUGACUCUCUUCCAGCUCACUCUCUCUGCAGCCUCCUCCUCUCACUCUCCACCGCCGGCGAUCUUCCUCGAGGCCAACAACUCCAUGCCCACCUUCUCAAAUCCGGCCACACCCCCUCCUCCUCCCCUUCCUCUCCUAUCUUCCUCCUCUCCACCCACCUCAUCACCCUCUACUCCCGCUGCUUCCUCCCUCUCCUCUCCCUUCGCGCUUUCCUCGACCUCCCUUCUCCAUCUCCCUCCUCCUGGUCCGCCCUCAUCUCCUCCCUCUCCCGAAACUCCCUCCCCUCCCUCGCCCUCCUCUCCUUUCGCCGAAUGCUCGCCGCCGGCCUCCCCCCUUGCGACCGCACCCUCCCAUCAGCCGCGAAGUCCCUCGCCGCCAUCUCCGAACCCUCGGCCUCCGCCGCUCUCCAUUCUCUGGCGCUGAAGUAUUCCCUUUCUCCUCACAAUGUCUUCGCCGCAUCCUCUCUGCUGGACAUGUAUGCGAAAUGUGGACGCUUGGCGGAUGCCCGCCAACUGUUCGACGAGAUUCCUCAACGAAAUGUUGUUUCCUGGUCCGCACUUAUUUACGGGUACGCCCAGUUCGCCGGACUUGAACACGAAGCUCUUCACCUCUUCCGGGCUGCUCUUCAGCCCGGCGGCUGCGGCGUCAACGAUUUCACGCUCUCAUGUAUCGUCCGCGUGUGUGCUGCAGCCACUCUCCUCGAGCUUGGCUCCCAGGUACACUCACUGUGUUUCAAAACCGCUUAUGAUGCCUCCCCUUUCGUCGGCAGCUCGCUUGUUUCGCUCUACUCAAAAUGUGGCCUUGUGGAAAACGCCUACCAGGUUUUUGACGAAAUUCCGGAGAGAAACCUCGGCUCAUGGAAUGCAGUGCUUAUGGCCUCCGCGCAACAUGGCCACAGCAGCCUCGCAUUCAGUCGUUUCAGAGAAAUGCAGCAACUUUGUCCCCAUCCACCCAACUUCAUCACCUUCCUUUGCCUCCUCACAGUCUGCAGCCACGCCGGUCUUGUUUCUGAUGGUCGCCACUACUUUGCCUUGAUGUCCAAGUACACCAUCCAACCAACUUCCGAGCACUAUGCUGCAAUGGUCGACAUUCUUGCUCGUGCCGGCAAGCUCAAGGAAGCCAUUGCCACCAUCGAAUCCAUGCCCAUGCCUCCAACGGAAUCCAUUUGGGGCGCGCUCCUCACUGGUUGCCGACUUCAUGGUGACAUGGAGACUGCAGCGUAUGCCGCGGACAAGGUGUUCAAUCUUGGUUCUGAGGGGUCCGGUGCACAUAUGUUGUUGGUGAAUGCCUACGCGACUGCUGGCCGCUAUGUAGAGGCAGCACAGGCUCGAAAAGCGAUGAGGGAUAGAGGCGUGAGGAAGGAGACGGGGCUGAGCUGGUUGGAGCUCGAUCAAGGAAAAGUUCACACCUUUGUUUCUGGCGACCGAUCACACCCGAGGAUGGAGGAGAUAUAUAGGGUGUUGGAAGAGGUGGGUGAGAAGAUGGAAGCAAUGGGGUAUGUGGCGGACACGAGCUGGGUUGGAAGGGAUGUUGAUGGCGAGGAGAAGAAGAGAAGUGUUGGUUAUCACAGCGAGAGGUUGGCGAUUGGUCUUGGAUUGCUUGCGGUGGCUCCGCCACGACCCAUAAGGGUGAUGAAGAAUCUGAGGGUUUGUGGGGAUUGCCAUAAUGCUAUCAAGUAUUUGACAAAAUGUACUGGUAGGACUAUCGUGUUGAGGGAUAAUCGUCGGUUUCAUCGGUUCGAGGAUGGGGUUUGUUCUUGUGGGGACUAUUGGUGAUCUAUCUUGUUGAAGGCCGAUGUUUGAAUUCAAUUAGGUUUAUAGAAUUGCAAUCAUGUGAUUGCUGAAGAAUACUAACAGAGUAUAGAGAUGGACAGGGGAAGAAGAGAGCUAAAGAGAAAAAGAGGAGAAAUGUAAGAGAGAUUGAGAAGGCUAAGUAGCCAUUUGAUCUUCUUUUUUAGUCAGCUUAAACAUGAAAAUUGAUGUAAAAGAUUGGCCUUUUAUUCCUCGGCAAGGGCUUCUAUUUGCAGGCUCUGUUAUGGUCAUCACUGAAUCUUCCUUUGUUGGGAUCCUGCAAGAAAGAACUUUCA